AUGACAAAUUCGAGCCUAGUGACAAUGUUCAUCCUCUCGGGCCUUGCCCACACACCAGAGCUGGACACGCUCCUCUUUGGAAUCUUCCUGGUGAUCUAUGUCCUCACUGUGGUGGGGAACCUUCUCAUCCUGCUGGUGAUCACAGUGGAUCCCCGCCUGCACACCCCCAUGUACUACUUCCUGAGCAACCUAUCCUUCAUUGACUUGUGGUACUCCACGGUCACUUUGCCCAAAAUGCUGAUGACCCUGGUGUCCCCAGAAGGCAGUGCUAUCUCCUUUCCCAGCUGUGUGGCCCAGCUCUACUCCUUCCACUUCCUGGGCAGCACCGAGUGCUUCCUCUACACCGUCAUGUCCUAUGACCGCUUCCUGGCCAUCAGUUACCCCCUCAGGUAUGCCAGCAUGAUGAGUGGGAGGACGUGUGCCAUCCUGGCCACAACCACGUGGCUCAGUGGCUCUCUGCACUCUGCUGUCCAGACCACACUGACGUUCCGUUUGCCCUUCUGUGGACCCAACCAGAUCCAGCAUUACUUCUGUGAUGCACCGCCCAUCCUCAAACUGGCUUGUGCAGACACCUCUGCCAACGAGUUGGUGAUCUUUGUCAACAUUGGGGUGGUGGCUUCAGGAUGUUUUCUCCUGAUAGUGCUGUCCUAUGUGUCCAUCGUCCAUUCCAUCCUGAAGAUCUGCACCUCAGAGGGGCGAUGGAGAGCCUUCCAGACCUGUGCCUCCCACUGCACUGUGGUACUGUGCUUCUUUGGCCCUGGUGUUUUCAUUUACCUGAGACCAGGCUCCAAGGAGGCUAUGGACAGGAUUGUGGCUGUUUUCUACACUGUGCUGACACCUCUUCUGAACCCUGUGGUCUACACCCUGAGGAACAAGGAAGUGAAGAAGGCUCUGUUGACACUUAAAGAUAAAGUAGGGCAUUCACAGAGCAAAUAA
Messenger RNA from Cervus elaphus (red deer), 936 nucleotides. RefSeq names its product olfactory receptor 10G4-like. Bases 1 to 936 code for a protein of 311 amino acids. Gene Ontology annotation, biological process: G protein-coupled receptor signaling pathway. Gene Ontology annotation, cellular component: membrane. Lineage: Eukaryota; Metazoa; Chordata; Mammalia; Artiodactyla; Cervidae. The transcript has a single exon. The record is from RefSeq and is a predicted model, not a curated record. Gene Ontology annotation, molecular function: G protein-coupled receptor activity; olfactory receptor activity.